Molecule: messenger RNA, 879 nt
Organism: Scedosporium apiospermum
Lineage: Eukaryota; Fungi; Ascomycota; Sordariomycetes; Microascales; Microascaceae
Exons: 5
Coding region: 1-879 (292 amino acids)
Biological process (GO): actin filament polymerization; Arp2/3 complex-mediated actin nucleation
Cellular component (GO): Arp2/3 protein complex; actin cytoskeleton
Molecular function (GO): actin filament binding; structural constituent of cytoskeleton
Source: RefSeq, a predicted model, not a curated record
AUGCUUCUCUUAGACUACCAGAAUGUGUUAAUCCAGUCCAUUCUCACCGAGAGAUUCUCAGGGGCUCCCCCAGCGACCAUCGACCAGACUGUGUCGGAUUUCGAUGGCGUUCUCUUCCAUAUCUCUACACCCGAGACGAAGACGAAGAUAGUGGUGUCUAUCCAGAUACGAUGCUUCAAGGAUUUGGUAAAAUACGGAGCGGAACAGGUGCUGCAACGGGAGUAUGAGGCCCGCGACGACCUCAUCAUGAAAAUGGCUCUCCUGAAGCGCAACGCAAUGGCCGCGCCGUUCGAACUCGCGUACCAAGAAUACUACCAACUCAGAGACGAAGCGUCGAAAUAUACCUCCGAGGAAGCACCCCAGGGUGUCCGAGAAGGCGGCGAGGUCAUGGCCAUUCACUACCGCGAGGAGGAGGCGAUAUAUCUCAAGGCAAGCCACGACAGGGUAACGGUAAUCUUCAGCACCGUCUUCCGCGAAGAAACGGACCGAGUCUUUGGGAAGGUCUUUAUCCAAGAAUUCGUGGACGCCCGGAGGAGAGCAAUUCAGAACGCUCCUCAGGUGCUUUUCCGAAACGACCCACCCCUUGAGUUACAGGGUGUUCCCGGCGUUGCGAACUCUGGCACGGGAGAGAUUGGCUAUGUCACUUUUGUUCUCUUCCCGCGACACCUCACUCCCCAGCGUAUGCCGGAUGUCAUCUCGCAUAUUCAGACUUUCCGCGAUUACUUCCACUACCAUAUUAAGGCUUCCAAGGCCUAUAUCCAUUCACGAAUGAGGAAGCGAACAGCUGAUUUCCUCCAAGUUCUGCGAAGAGCCAGGCCGGACAACGAGGAGAAGGAAAGAAAGACGGCAAGCGGCAGGACAUUCAAGGUUCAAAGCUAA